AUGAAAGAAGAAAAGAAGAUUGUCAUGCCCGCCCCGAGGAGGCGAAGGGCCACAAUUCGAAAGGAUAUUGUGCCGAUCGAGGGUGCAAACAGAAAUCGCUUUGCCCACUCUCUCUACUGGCUCGCCUACAGACAUACCGGAAUUGCUUUCCGGCAUGUGAUGAUGCUCGUCCUGAUGGCGGCACUGACAAUUGUUGGCGGAUGGUGCUUUUUGCAGAUUGAGAGGCCGGCUGAGCAGCAGAUUUAUGAAGACGCAAUGAACAAGCUGAAUGACGUACUAAAGAUCCAGUCGAAAGAUUUGGUUGCGCAGCUGAAAUUUGAAAAUGGAUCGGAUCCGGAUGUUUUGAAGAAUAAGAUUAGGACAGUCUACCAUGCCCUCCUUGAGGCGGAAGAUCGAUAUACCAAAUCCGUAUACUUCAAGGUCGAAGACCCCGACGCGAAUUACGCGUGGAGAUGGUAUUCGGCUGCCGUAUUCUUCUGCACUAACGCCUUCAUGACGGUUGAUUACGGUACCGUACCCGCCGUGACGGAUCUCGGUCGUUUUAUGACGAUCUGCUUCACGCUAAUCUCCAUCCCACUGGCCGUCGUGGUUACUCGUGACCUCGGCCAGGCAAUUCUCUACCAGAUCACGAAGAUGUACAGCUACUGCGCCCGACUAGGAACCCCGACAAAAGACGAAUCCGACGGGGUAUCGAUUGGCAUCACGAUGGCUGUCGUUUUGAUGUUUGUAUCCUGGUUCUCGUGUGCGGCAUUCACCUACUGGUACGACGGUCUGUUCGGACCGAAUAGUAUCACGUACUGGGGUGCCGUAUACCUCGCAUACCUCACUGUCACAACGAUUGGAAUGGGAGAUUUGAUGCCAACGUAUACCUAUCGCGAUCCCGCCUGGAAAUUCGUCCAUUUCUUCGUUGGCAUGCCGUUCAGGAUCGUCAACCGCUGUACCUUCGUCGGAAUCGAAAAAAGUGUCUUCGGCGCGUUCAAGGGCUUCGAGCAGCGCACGGAAGCGCUCUUCCAAAAUCAUGUUGCCGAAAGGAGGGAUUCGAGCUCAACCCCAUCGGAAGCUGGUCCCGGUUCACCAACGAUCGACGUUUUCGGAGGAGAUUUCGGUCGUGUCCGCAUCGCUGGAAAACAGCUCGAA
This is a messenger RNA of Mesorhabditis spiculigera, 1137 nucleotides long. NCBI's taxonomy places the organism in Eukaryota, Metazoa, Nematoda, Chromadorea, Rhabditida, Rhabditidae. The record is from the annotation of a GenBank genome assembly.